Messenger RNA from Miscanthus lutarioriparius, 1062 nucleotides. The record is from the annotation of a GenBank genome assembly. NCBI's taxonomy places the organism in Eukaryota, Viridiplantae, Streptophyta, Magnoliopsida, Poales, Poaceae.
AUGGAUCACCUCGAGCCCUCGAUCUCCCGCACCCGCAUCAGCUCCAUCCUUGACGCGGGGGACGCCCGCGUGGGCGAGCAUGUGGUAGUCGGCGGCUGGGUCGUCGAAGGCCGCGAGCAGGGCCGCGGUGCGUUCGCUUUCUUCAAGGUAAGCGACGGCUCCUGCCCCGCCGCCCUCCAGGCCGUGGUGGAGGCCGGGGUACUGCGCGGCGCACCGCUCGCGCGCCUCACGCCCAUGGGGACCUCCCUGCUCCUCGAGGGGAAGCUCAAGAAGCCCCUCCGGAACUCCAAGGAGCGCGUCGAGCUCCAUGUCGAUAGGGUAAUCGAGGUCAGGGAGGUGGACGACGCGUACCCGCUGCACAAGAGCAUGACAAAGCCUGAGAAUUUCAGGGACUUGGUACACCUCCGUGCACGCACCAACACGAUAAGCACCGUUGCUCGGAUAAGACAUUACUUGGCCUAUUUGACGCACGAGUAUUUUCACAAGAGCGGUUUCUUUUAUGUCCAUACACCCAUAAUAACCACAAGUGAUUGUGAGGGUGCUGGUGAGAUGUUUCAGAUCACAACUCUGUUCAGCCAGGGUGAUGGAACUAUUCCACGCAAGGGUGAUGGAAAAUUUGCUUUUGAGAAUGACUUCUUCAAGCGUCAAGCUUUCUUGACUGUGUCAGGCCAACUUCAGGAUGUUAUGAACUAUGCGGAGAGCUACAUACAAUACCUAUGCAAGGGGUUACUUGAGUAUUGUGAAAAAGAACUGGAAUUCAUGGAUAAGAAAUGUGCUGAAAAUGGUACAACUACAACUGAGCGUCUGAGGCUUGUUUCUUCAACGCCUUUUGAACGCAUUUCAUAUACAGAGGCUGUGAAUAUCUUAAAAGAUGCCAAAGAAGGGACGUUCGAGAACGCUAUUGAAUGGGGCAAUGAUCUAGCAUCUGAGCAUGAAAGGUAUUUGACUGAGACGGUAUUUGUGAAGCCCGUUAUUGUUUAUAACUACCCCAAAGAAAUAAAGUCAUUCUAUAUGAGGCUUAAUGAUGACCAGAAGACUGUCGCUGCUAUGGACGUUCAAUAA